This is a messenger RNA of Musca domestica (house fly), 5836 nucleotides long. Its product is annotated as carboxypeptidase D. Gene Ontology annotation, cellular component: cell surface. NCBI's taxonomy places the organism in Eukaryota, Metazoa, Arthropoda, Insecta, Diptera, Muscidae. Gene Ontology annotation, biological process: proteolysis. The coding region runs from base 771 to 2234 and encodes 487 amino acids. Gene Ontology annotation, molecular function: metallocarboxypeptidase activity; zinc ion binding. The transcript has 8 exons. The record is from RefSeq and is a predicted model, not a curated record.
AGCACAAACAUUGCAGCGUUCAAGUUGGUUUCGUCGGUCGUGGUGUUCAAGCGUUUACAUUUAUAUUUUUUUGGGUAGAGUGUAGUUUGUCUGACAGACAGCCAGUUCGUCAGUCCGUCAGCCAGUCAGUCAUUUGUAGUAAAACAGAAAAACGGUAAUAAAAUCCAUUCCAGGCAGCCCGACAGGCCAUUCAAUUGUUUAUGGUUAACUUGCUCCGUUCGCUGUGAGAGUGGAGUGGAGUGACUUCAAAGUGAAACGUUUUUGGCCGUGUUUCUGUUUCGGUGGUUCUGUUUGCUUUUUAACGGGAACGCACAGAAAAUCCGGGAUUGUUUUCAUUUUUUUUGUUGUCGUCAAAUGAAUUGAAUUUUUUGUGUCAAAAUAAAAAAAAUAAAUAAAUUAAAAAAAUUAUUGAAAAAAGUGUUAAUUGUUCAGAGUGAAAUGCAAUUUGAAUAGACUUUGUUGAUGGCCAUUUUAUUUGUUUAAAAAAUUAUUAUAUAUUUGUUGUUGUUUCCCCAGCAAAAAAAUAAAAAUUACAACAAUAGCCUGCCUUUAGCAGAAAAAAAAAUAUCUAAACAUUCCAACAAACUUGGCAAUUUAACAAAGAUUCAGCAAUAAAAUCAAUCAGCAGAACAGACGCUGGCACUCACACAGAUACAGAUACAUCUGUAGAUAGCAAGCUCCAAACAAACUGCAUUUGUUAAGUAUCGCAUACACAAUUGAUUUAACAGAAUUAUAAUAAGAACCACAAGAACAACUACAACAACUACGCCAUGUCUAAACGAUGGACAACCAUAUCAUUCCUGAUACUCGUCUACACCUGUUACCGGUGUACAUGGGCCCAACAAACACAGAUACCUGAACAGCCAACCAAUAAUCUAGAAUUAGAAGCCGCACUGCCAGAACCCCGAGCUUAUGUGCCCGAUUCGCAAUAUCUGGACUUUGUCUAUCACAAUCAUGAAGAGUUAACAAGAUUUUUAAGAGCAACUAGUGCUCGCUAUCCCAAUCUAACUGCCUUGUAUUCAAUUGGUAAGUCCAUCCAGGGGCGAGAACUAUGGGUGUUGGUCGUCUCCUCAUCCCCAUAUGAGCACAUGGUCGGUAAACCGGAUGUCAAAUAUGUUGGCAACAUUCAUGGCAAUGAACCGGUGGGUCGUGAGCUACUCCUACACCUGAUACAAUAUUUGGUUUCCAGCUAUGAUACCGAUCAAUAUGUCAAAUGGUUAUUGGAUAAUACCCGGAUACACAUUAUGCCUUCUAUGAAUCCUGAUGGUUUUGCUGUCUCCAAGGAGGGUACCUGUGAUGGUGGCCAGGGAAGAUACAAUGCCCGUGGCUUUGAUUUGAACCGCAAUUUCCCCGACUACUUCAAGCAGAACAACAAACGUGGCCAACCCGAAACGGAUGCCGUAAAAGAUUGGAUUUCUAAAAUCCAAUUUGUCUUGAGUGGAAGCUUGCAUGGUGGGGCCCUGGUGGCCAGUUAUCCCUAUGAUAAUACACCCAAUGCUAUGUUUCAAACGUAUUCGGCGGCUCCCUCGCUAACACCCGACGACGAUGUCUUCAAACAUCUAUCGUUGGUUUAUGCCAAAAAUCAUGCCAAAAUGUCACGAGGAGUGGCAUGUAAAUCGGCCACGCCAGCCUUUGAGAAUGGCAUCACCAACGGUGCUGCCUGGUAUCCAUUGACGGGAGGUAUGCAGGACUAUCAAUAUGUGUGGUAUGGUUGCAUGGAAGUUACUUUGGAAAUAUCAUGCUGUAAAUAUCCGCCAGCCUAUGAGUUGAGGAAAUACUGGGAAGAUAAUCAAUUGUCCAUGAUCAAAUUCCUGGCCGAGGCUCAUCGCGGUGUCCAGGGUUUUGUCUUUGACAACAACAAUAAUCCCAUUGAAAGAGCUUCGCUGAAAAUCAAGGGUCGUGAUGUUGGUUUCCAAACAACCAAACACGGUGAGUUCUGGAGAAUAUUGCUGCCUGGUUACUAUAAAUUGGAGGUCUUUGCUGAGGGCUAUUCUCCCCGAGAAAUUGAAUUUGUGGUUGUCGAACAACAUCCAACAUUGUUAAAUGUCACUUUGCAGCCAUCUAAGCGCAUCGAGGGCACCUUAACACCCCUCUCACCCCUGUACCGUCCCGUACCUGGACCACCACCCCAUCUCUAUAGACCACCCACACCCGGCUAUGGAGCCGGUGAAUCGAGCAUUUUCUCCUCCAUUACCAGCGGUCUCAACAAUCUCUAUUCCAAUCUGUUUGGCUGAUCCUUUAUCUUUGUGAUCGAAAUAUUUCUCGAUUAUCGUACCAUUUAUUUAUUUAUAACAUUUUUCAUAAUCCUAUCCAUAAUUCACAUAGCAAGUCGUGAAGAUUUCGAUCCCCUGCCCCAAGAGGGGGAGGAAUAGACAAAGAAAAAAAAAAACAAAAACAGAACUAACAAAAUUAAGCCAACAACAGUAACAACAACAAUCAACCAUCCAAUUUUUGGGGGGGAGUUUCUUAAAACAAGAAUGGAACUCCUCUCAACAUAUAUUAUUGCAAAGCAAUCACAGAUCAAGAUCAACUUUAUUUUAGUAGUACUACUGCCUUAUAGUUCAAUUAGGAAAUGGGGGACAUGGGACACUGGGUAACGUAGAGCAGAUAUGUAGGGGAAGGGUAGCAUAGAGAGAAAUUGUAAGAGUUGUUUUAAUUUGUUUUUUUUUUUAUUCGAAAUUUAAAUCUCUCUUUGUUUGGGACUCUUUAAAGUGACCUAAAGCGGGACCCUAGAGACAAUCAGAAGGGAGUCUAAACAAAUAAAUUGAAUUGAACUUGAAGGGAAUUUUCAUAGGUAACUAGAAUGAAGUAUAUAGGAAGUUAAUAAGUUGAUAAUAAGUUUUCUAGACUAGCUGAAAGGGGUGUUCCCAGGUGAGUUGACGAAACUUUCCAGUUGAGUUGAAGGGAGUUUUUCUAGCUUAAAAAAUAUACAAUGUUCAUAGGUGACCAGGAAAAUUGUUGUUGACGACUUGAAGAGGAUUUUCUGAUAACCAAGAGAGAGUCUCUACGGAAGAUGUCAAUUGAGUCUUCAUUGGCUACGACGAGAUAGCAGCCUCCAUAGACCACCAGAAAAAAGUUUGUAUAGGCGACUAAAAGAGAGUCUUUAGCAAUGACUAAAAUGGAACCUUUAUUGGCGACGUGAACUCAGUAUCCAAAGGCGAGUUGAAGGAGGGUCUCUAAAAGGGAGCUGAAAGAAGAAUUUACAGAGAUCAGCAGAAGGGAAUCUCUAUACACUAUCAAACGCAGAUUAUGGGUUCUUUGAAAAAAAUUAAAAAAAAACUGUCUUUGAAAAAAUAUUCUUAAAAAAAUAUGUUUGAAAAAAUUUAAAAAAAAAGUUUUAAAAAAAUCCAAGUUUGAAAAAAAAAACUUUCCCUAAAAAUCCUUUGAACUUUGAAUUUUUGUUUUCUUAAAAAAUCCUAGUUAAAAAAAAUCUUUAAAAAAUCGAAAAUUCUGUCCCUACAAAAUUCUUUUAAAAUACCUUUCAAAAAAAAUCUUUUAAAAUUCCAAAUUUAUGGGUCCCAAAAAAUAAAGCAUGUUUGAAAAAAAAUUCUGAAGAUAAUCCACCUUAAAAAAAUUAUGUCUUUCGGUCCUUUUAAAAAAAUUCUUUGAAAAAUACUGUCCUUCGGUCUUUUGAAAAGUUAUCUUUGAAAAAAUAUUCUUACAAAAAUCCACGUUUGAAAUAGCUUAUUUAAAAAAAUCCAAAAGUGUAUUUUGUUGACCAAUGUUGAAAUUAUUCAAUAUGAGUUAAUUGGGCUUAUAUGGUCAAGUUAAUUAAAUCCAAGUUUGAAAAAAUUCUUUUAAAAAAACACGUUAGUAAAAAUAUUCUUUUCAAAAAUCCAAGUUUGAAGAAAAAUUCUCUUAAAAUUCCAAGUUUAAAAAAUAAAAAUUUAAAAUAUCUAAAUAUAAAAAAGAUUUAAAAAAUCCACGUUUAAACAAAAAAAUCCUUAAAAAUCCAAGUUUGAAAAAAUAGUUACAAAAUCCAAUUUUUUGUCCUUCAGUUCUUUAAAAAAAAUUCCACGUUAGAAAAAAUUCUAAAUUUAUGGGUUUUAAAAAAAAUUGGAAAAAAGUUCUUACAAAUUCUACAUUUAUAGGUUCCUUGAAAAAAUAAUUAAACAAAAGUUCUUAAAAAUAUAUAAAAAAUGUGUCCUAUGGUUUCAAAAAAAAUUCUUUAAAAAAUCCUUAGAAAACAACUUAAAAAUUCCACGUUUAUAGAUUCUUUAUUUUUUUUAAUUCCUUCAUUAAAAAUUCCACGUUUAUGGGUCCUUGGAAAAAAAUUCUUUAAAGUGUCCUUUGAAAAAAAUCUUUAAAAAUUCCACAUUUAUGAGUCCUUUGUUGUCUUAAAAAUUGUCUUAAAAAUCCAUUCAAAACAAUUUUUUAAAAGAUCCACAUUUAUGAGUCUUUUGAAAAUAAUUCCUUUAAUUCAAAAAAAAAUCUUUAAAAAAUCCACAUCUAUGGAACCUUUGAAAAAAAAUCUUUAUAAAAAUCCAUAUUUUUGGGACCUUUGAAAAAAUAGAAAAACUACAUUUAUGGGUCCUUUGAAAAAAAUAAUAAUAAAUAAAAAAUUAACGUUUAUGGGUCCUUUAAAAAAAUUCAUGUUUAUGGGACUUUUAAAAAAAGUCUUUAAAAAAUCUAACUUUUGAAAAAAGGUAUGUAAAAAAUUUUUUUAAAAAAUCCACAUUUAUGAGUCUUUUGAAAAUAAUUCCUUUAAUUCAAAAAAAAUCUUUAAAAAAUCCACAUCUAUGGAUCCUUUGAAAAAAAAAUUCUUUAUAAAAAUCCAUAUUUUUGGGACCUUUGAAAAAAUAGAAAAACUACAUUUAUGGGUCCUUUAAAAAAAUAAUAAUAAAUAAAAAAUUAACGUUUAUGGGUCCUUUAAAAAAAUUCAUGUUUUAAGAAAAGUCUUUAAAAAAUCUAACUUUUGAAAAAAGGUAUGUAAAAAAUUUUUUAAAAAAUCCACGUUUGAAAUAAAUAUUCAAAAAAUCAGAUUUUGAAAAAAAAACUUUAAAAAAUUCCACGUUUGAAAAAAAAUAAAAAAUUCAUUGUUUAGAAAAUAUUCUUAUCCACAAUUACAAAAACAUCUUUUAAAAUCCACAUUAAUGAGUCGGUUGGAAAAAUAUUCUUUAAAAAUCAAACUUAAAUAUUGUUUAAAACUACUGUUUUUCGUCAUUAAAAAAUAUUUUAAAAAAAUUACCUUAAUAUGUUAUAAUAAAUCCUGGGUGAUUUUAAAAAAUAUUUUUCAAAAAACGAUUAUUAAUAAAAAUAUUCAGGUAUAUUGAACGACCAGGAGGGAAUUUGUUAGACAUCAGAAGGCAGUUUUUUAGACUCCUUAGAGGGAAGUUUUCAAACAACAUUUUUUAUACACGAACAGAGAGGACUUUUGAAAGAUUACCUGCAUAAGACAUACAUACCUUGUCAACCUCCAUUUUUAAAGAAGACGCUCUUCAUUUCCAUCUUUUCAAAUUAUCUUCACUCCAUUCCCCCCACCAUCGAUCUGCAACAAAAAGUAUGUUACCCAGUGUAAAGUAUAUUGUUACCAUUUAAGCCACGGCCAAGGAAUUUGCAAAAUCAUUUUUGUAGUUGAAUGUUGUUUAAUUUUUAAGAUUUAUUUAUUGUUACCAAAAAAGAAGAAAAAAACAAACACAAAUAAGAACUCAAAUAUAUUUGGAUAAAAAAGAUCAAGAAAAUUAUAAAAAAGAAUGUUGAAAAAUAUAUAUUUAAUAAAAUGGUGUUCUCAUAUUUUAAUUAAGAUCUAUGUAUGUAUAUUAUUAAGACAAUAAGUUAAAUAAAUAAAAAAAAAACAAAAUACAUAAAAUAUUUAUAUUAAGAUGACAACCAAUUA